Molecule: messenger RNA, 988 nt
Organism: Trichoderma atroviride IMI 206040
Lineage: Eukaryota; Fungi; Ascomycota; Sordariomycetes; Hypocreales; Hypocreaceae
Biological process (GO): ceramide biosynthetic process; ceramide catabolic process
Cellular component (GO): endoplasmic reticulum membrane
Source: RefSeq, a predicted model, not a curated record
AUGGCUGAUCCAGUAGAACCCUUUUGGGGGCCUCAGACAUCAUAUCUCAACUUUUGUGAGGAGGACUAUGUUGUCACACGAUUUAUCGCUGAAUUCGUGAAUACUCUCAGCAGUUUUACUUUUGUCAUCUACGGAAUCUACGGCUUGGUCACAUCUCCAAAGGAACAGCGAACGGGCCCUCGGUUGAUCUCAUACACUGGUCUCAUCGGCGUAGGAGUAUGUUCCGCUGGAUACCACAUGACGAUGAAGUAUCACACCCAGAUGUCCGACGAGCUCUCCAUGCAUCUUUUGACAACGCCUAUCGUCUACCGCCUUCUUACCUUCAAAGCCAGUCCGCAGCGCACUAAACUGGUGGGAACAAUUCUCCUUAUUCUCUUCACCACAGUCAUGGUCACUCACAUGGUGAUGGAUGAAUUCCUGCUCCAUGCAUCCGCUUUUGGUCUAAGCAUUUACGUCAUCGCGACUCGUACCUUGAAGGUCAUCUCUCAGCAAGUGCCUGAUCCCGCAAUCAAAAAGACUCUGCAAAAUAUCUCCAUCUUCGGCAUGAUGUCUUUCGUAUUUGGCUAUUUUGUCUGGCUAAUCGACGACUGGGCAUGUAACAUUUUGACCGAUGUGAGGCACACAGUUGGCAUUCCUUUGGCCUUCCUUUUCGAAUUACACGGAUGGUGGCAUGUUUUCACUGCUAUUGGCGGCUAUGUCGGUGUCGCAAUCGUUGAUUUGAUCAUCACGGGCGACGUUCACAAAGACCCUACCGAUCAACUUGCCUGGCCCGUUCCUUUUGCUGCGAGACUCAUGUCUAGUUCCCAAAAGUCGACAAAGCAAUCGUAGAUUUAUCGAAGAGUAAAACCUAUAGAAGUACAAGAGCCUAUUCGUAGGCUUAGAUGAUCUCAUAGAUGCCAUCAGCUGGUGAGACAAUUGGGGAGCACUUAGAGUGCUUAUUCAAAACGACAUUUAUAGACUAUAGAGAGGAUUUGAACUAUACUUUUGA